AUGCCGACGGUUAUAGCUUUAGAUGUGUCUUUAUCAAUGAGACGUCCAGUAUUAGGAAGCGGAACUAGUGAAAAUAAUCAAACUGAACAAUUAACAAGACACCAUUUAGCUGUACAUGGAAUAAACGCGCUGUUACAUUACUUGCAAGCGAACUCAAAAUUGGAAUUUGUGGCUUUAGUUGUUUUUUCGUCAUUGUACGAGGUUAUUUGCCCAUUCACUCGUGAUUAUGAUAGUAUACGUUCGAAAUUACAAAACAUUGAAGAAUGCGAUAAGACCUGCAUUGAAACUGCACUUCAUGGUGUUAAUAAUGUCAUUAUGGCAGAAUGGGGUAACACUACUGCCUGUCAAGUAGUGUUAAUCACUGAUGGUAAUCCUGGAGUAGGGCCAAUGUCUUUGGGUGACUCUUUGAAUUCUUUAAAUGUGAUAAGAGAUGUAAAUCCAUUUCCACUUCCUUUUCCUUAUCCAGGAAAAUUAAGCGUUAUAUGCAUCGCGUCACAACAAGAUGUUGGCUUACAUAUUGGUUUACCGCUGUAUCAACGUUUAGUUGAUCUUGCUGGUGGUGAUAGCGUAGUAUUAGUUCCUGAAGCACCGCUGUCAAAACAUUCAGUUGCAGCCUGUUUUCAAAAAUUAUCAGAAACUAAUUAUGUAUCUUUUCAAGGAUAUUUGAAGUGUGGGAAUUUAGGUUCCCGUAUUCUUCUUUCACCAGCGCCUAUGCCAUACACUAAGAAGACAGAUUUUGAAUUAGUAUCUGGUUUAAUGAUAUCAAAAACCAUUGAAAUAUGUGGGUUUAUAUCAGUAGCAGAUGUUGGUAGUCCUAGUGCUAUAUCUAGACAUUUGGUAUUGCCAUUGGCCACAGAAAAGACUCCAAGCAUGCAAGGAAUAUCUUUAGAAGAAGAUUCAGAUACAGAUGAAAACGGAGACGAAGGAAAAGUACCAUCUUUCUGCGUAUUAUUACAUGGAGCUUUGAAGGUUGAAACUAUGGUAGCUCUUUGUUUAUUAAAUAGUGAAUGGUAUGGCUUUAUAUAUUCAUGGGCGGAUACAAAAAAAAAAUCAAAUUUAAUGUUAACAGUAUUAGAACCAGGUUUAGAUGUUGUGCCUUGGUUAGGUAAUUUUAGCAAUUUAGGUCCUAUUGAUGCAGCCAAAGGUGCUGCUGUUACUUUUCCAGUUAGGCCAAAUGAAAAAAGGAGUUAUACUCAAAAUGCACCUUCUUGGAUUCGCCAAGUUGGAUUGCAGUCAGAUAUUCAGAAAAUUUUGAGGCAUGCAAGAAAAUUACCUGAAAAAACUCAGAACUUUUAUAAGGAAGUAAAUCGAUUGCGUAGAGCUGCGGCGUCAAUGGGAUUUGUAGAACUCCUAGAAGGAUUAGCUUGCAUUUUAGAACGGGAAUGUACAUUAUUACCUCCAAAUUUAAAUCCUGACUGUACAAUUCAAAUGGGUCAUGUAGCUUCCUUAAUAAGAAAACCAGAGUUUCUAGAGCUUAGAUACAAUAUACCACCAGCACGUACAAGAUUUCAACAUGGAGGAUCAUAA
This is a messenger RNA of Heterotrigona itama, 1527 nucleotides long. NCBI's taxonomy places the organism in Eukaryota, Metazoa, Arthropoda, Insecta, Hymenoptera, Apidae. The record is from the annotation of a GenBank genome assembly.